GUUCUUCUUGGCACUCUCUGCGCUAUUUCUACACAACAAUCUGGGCGCCUGACCAGGGUGAGGCGGAUUUAAUCGCUGUGGCCUACCUUGACGACCACCUUGGCGGCCACUAUAACAGCACCACAAAGAGGGCCGUGCCUCGUGUCCCCUGGGUAAGGAAUGUGGAGAAGGACGACCCCGACUUCUGGGACUGGAACACCCAGAGAGCCAUCUAUCAUGAGCGGAGAAUGAAGACAGAACUGAUGAACUUGCGGAGUAUCUACAAUCAGAGCAGAGGGCUACACAUCUGGCAGCACAUGUUUGGCUGUGAACUGAACAAGGAUGGGACCAAAAGAGGUUUAAAGCAGUACGGAUAUAAUGGGGAGGACUACAUCAGCUUUGACAAGGAGACCCUCACCUGGACAGCAGCCGUUGUGCCCGCUCAGGUGACCAAGAGGCAAUGGGAUGCUGACCUGGCAAGGUGCCAUAGGUUGAAGUCCUACCUGGAGAAGGAAUGCAUUGGUUGGCUGCAGAAGUUCCUGGAGUACGGGAAGGAGUCUCUGCUGAGAAGAGAGCCCCCAGUGGUGACGGUGGGACGCAAGGCGGAGUACGAUGGCCUGGAAACCCUCAUGUGUCGGGCCCAUGGCUUCCACCCCAAGGAGAUUGAUGCCACCUGGACCAAGGACGGGGAAGUCUGGGAGCAGGAGACCUUUCGUGGGGGCAUUAUUCCCAACUGGGACGGGACCUACCACACCUGGCUGAGCAUCAAGAUCCACCCCCAGGACAGGGAUCGGUACCGGUGCCAUGUGGAGCACGACAGCCUGCCGGAGCCUUUGGACUUCGCCUGGGAGGAGCCGGGUGAGAAACCGAAAGGGGAAGGGGGGAGGGGAAUCGAGGAACCUAAAAGUUUUCCUAGUUCUGAUUUCUGA
Gekko japonicus is the source of this 908-nucleotide messenger RNA. RefSeq names its product major histocompatibility complex class I-related gene protein-like. The annotation marks the transcript as partial. Gene Ontology annotation, biological process: immune response. Lineage: Eukaryota; Metazoa; Chordata; Lepidosauria; Squamata; Gekkonidae. The transcript has 3 exons. Gene Ontology annotation, cellular component: external side of plasma membrane. The record is from RefSeq and is a predicted model, not a curated record.